Doryrhamphus excisus (bluestripe pipefish) is the source of this 1537-nucleotide messenger RNA. It is a transcript of the gene tsr3, whose product is annotated as TSR3 ribosome maturation factor. Gene Ontology annotation, biological process: maturation of SSU-rRNA. The record is from RefSeq and is a predicted model, not a curated record. NCBI's taxonomy places the organism in Eukaryota, Metazoa, Chordata, Actinopteri, Syngnathiformes, Syngnathidae. Gene Ontology annotation, molecular function: rRNA small subunit aminocarboxypropyltransferase activity.
GGUGGAAAAAUCACGUGACAAAACACAUUUCUGAGCAUGCGCGUUGUACCUCCAGUCCAAUGGCCGCACGUCGCACUUUUAUCACAGUAUCCAAAAGUUGAUUUUUUGAAUAUUUCAAAAGCUGCCGGGGUUCGCCUGUUUAUUCAGAUAAGUUCGUCUGACUUAUAAAAGUGUACCAGCAAGACUAAAAAUACUAAGAAUGUUUCCAAACAUACCGAUGUCAGUCGUGGUUGCUAGCUAGCAGCAGUUAGCAUGUGUUAUUAUCACGUGUUAUUAUUUUGACAAUAUUCAACUUUUGUGGUUAUAAUUCGGAGUGCCGGUUGAAAGAAUGGGACGAAAGAAGCAAGGCAAGUUUGUGCGUUCUGAUAAUAAAGGAAAAGAUAAACGACACAAGGUGAAGGGGAAGUCAUUAGAGGCAUUCACAGAAGAAAUGCAUUCUGCAUUUGAAGUAAGUUUUCAGCUGGAGGAAGGAGCAGAGGCUCCCCAAAUAAAACUGCCUUGCCCACUGGCCAUGUGGGAGCUGGGACAUUGUGAUCCUAAACGUUGCACAGGCAGAAAGCUAGUCCGCAAGGGCUUUGUGCGCAACCUACGUCUCAAUCAGAGAUUUAAUGGGCUCGUGUUGAGUCCAAUGGGCACAAAGUAUGUGACACCAGCUGACAGGGAGAUUGUCGCCCAGAAUGGACUAGCAGUGAUUGAUUGCUCCUGGGCCAAACUGGAGGAGACGCCGUUCAACAAGAUGAUUGGAAGUCAUCCGCGCUUACUGCCAUACCUUGUCGCCGCAAAUCCCGUCAACUACGGGAAGCCUUGCAAAUUAUCUUGCGUAGAGGCUUUCGCUGCCACUUUCUGUAUUGUGGGUUUUGAAGAGCUGGCCCUGAUUUUGUUGAAGAAAUUCAAGUGGGGCACCGUGUUCCUGGAGCUUAAUAAAGAUCUGCUACAACGCUAUGCUGUGUGCCAGUCAGAGGAUGAACUGCUGGCUGUAGAGAAGGACUUUCUCACGACUAAACCUGAUGAGGAGGAAUUUGAUCCAUUUGACGUGAACUCAGGAGUCGAAUGUAUGAAUCUCAACAGACGUCAUCGGCUACCUGAGGAGGAGGAGGAGGAGGAGGAGGAGGAGGAGGAUUCAAGCGAAGAUGCUGACACAUCAGAGGAGGAUGAGGAUGAUGAAGCAGAAGAUGAAAAAAACAACGAUGAGUCAGAACAUGUCUCGCACAUCGAAGAGGAAGUAGCAGCGGCAGCAAAGUCGUCACAAUAAAAGUUACUUUUAUAAAAAGUUAUUUAGCUGGAAAUCCAUUUUCCAUCCAUUUUCUAUACAGCUUGUAUACAUUACGGUAAAUAAACACUGUAACACGCAUUGGUGUUAAAUAAGAUGUAAUAUUUGAAUAUGGGAUAUAAUUAUGUGUGUAUUCACAUUUUCAAAAUUAAAAUGUGUUUUGUAUACAGAGCAAAUGUUUGUACACUUCAAUUUGGGGAGCGCAAUUUUCCCACACCUUCAACUGUAUGUUUGAAUGAAAAACACGGUCAUUAAACGCAGCAUGUU